Messenger RNA from Aspergillus calidoustus, 1227 nucleotides. Lineage: Eukaryota; Fungi; Ascomycota; Eurotiomycetes; Eurotiales; Aspergillaceae. The record is from the annotation of a GenBank genome assembly.
AUGUCCACCCAAUCCACACCGAGCAUCCUCUUCACGCACCGUUCCCCGCAGCGUGGAUUCCGGCUCCUCGAGCUUCCACCAGAUCUAGCUGAGCUUCUGGCGUCGGAUGACCCUCCUACCCUCGAGCUCAAAUCUCCAACACAUUCCCAAAACACGUCCGCAUCCGCAUCCACAGCACCGGUCCCGGAAUACGUCAAUCUCUGCACACCGAACAAGACAUACUCGAUCCGCCAAGUACAGUCGUCGAACUCGCUGCAUAUCCUCACACCUAGUACCGGCGGCGCGGUCCGGAAAGAUGAUCUGAGUAUCGUGGCAGAGGAGGAAGAAGAUGCGGAUAUGGAUCGAGGCCUUAAUGUCGAGGGGACAGUAACGUCUAUUGCGAAGUGCGGGUCGACGUUGGAACUGCAUACGCCGCCCGAGGGGUUCUCGGUGACCGGGGUUUUGAGUGCUGCGGCGAGGGUCUUUGGGGAGGGGGUGGAGUUGGAUGGGAACGGGGAUGUGGAUGUGGAUGUGGAUAUGCAGGGCGACCAAGACAGAAGCACACGGAAGAUCCUUGAUGAGUUAUUCGCUGAUAUCCCUGUUUCGAAGGCACAAUGUAAGACCGGCUGGGCGGAGAUGUGUGGUUUUGUGAUUCCUCCGGGUGAUGGCGCGACGUUGGCUUCGCCGGUAUCAUCGUACUGCUGGCGGCCCUCUGCGGCGAAGAAGCUGGAGGUAUGGAAGAUGAUUGUCGACGGGGCCGUCCUUCAGGGUAUCGAUCUGGGGAAGCAGUUUCUUGUACGGGACUUGUGGAGGUCUGUGCUUGAUGAUGAUGGGAACGAGCCGUUUCCGAAGCCGCUGUUUGAGGCUGUUGUACGGAGGAUUCGGGAGUCCGGUGAUGGGGCUGGUGGUGACUUGAAAUGGGCGAGCAUCGACAAGGAUGGCUGUGUUCGAUGGGUAGGAGAGACCUAUCUCGAGGCUACGGCUCCUGGUGCUGGGUCUGCUAUAAGCGAAAGCCAGCUGCUGGAAGCUUGGAGAGAUCAACUUCCAGAGGCUUGGAGAGGCGAUGUCUCCUUGUCAAUCCUACCGGAAACUUGCUACAUGCGUCCCGAUCCGAAAACCAUAUGCUUUGCUACUGAAGCCGAUCGACAGAAGGCAAAGAAGAAUCUUCCCACCGAUAACAGUGCAGCCGCCAAAAAGACAAGGAAUUGGCAUGAAUUGUUCAAGAACCAAAAGAGACAGAAACGAUGA